Balaenoptera ricei (Rice's whale) is the source of this 4152-nucleotide messenger RNA. RefSeq names its product transmembrane protein 209 (gene TMEM209). NCBI's taxonomy places the organism in Eukaryota, Metazoa, Chordata, Mammalia, Artiodactyla, Balaenopteridae. Gene Ontology annotation, cellular component: membrane. The transcript has 15 exons. The coding region runs from base 117 to 1799 and encodes 560 amino acids. The record is from RefSeq and is a predicted model, not a curated record.
GAGUCCACGCGGGCCGUGGGAGUUACGCGCCUGCGGAGCUGGCGAGGGUUCAGCCGAAGGGGAGUGUGGCCAGACCUCCCACUACCCGUGGUGGAAGGGAGGAAAGAAGCCAUAAAAUGCAAGGGGAGCCAAACCCUAGUGCUUCCCUUAUUGACAGAACCAUCAAGAUGAGAAAAGAAACAGAAGCUAGGAAAGUGGUUUUAGCCUGGGGACUCCUAAAUGUAUCUAUGGCUGGAAUGAUAUAUACUGAAAUGACUGGAAAAUUGAUUAGUUCAUAUUAUAAUGUGACACACUGGCCCCUCUGGUAUAUAGAGCUUGCCCUUGCAUCUCUCUUCAGCCUAAAUGCUUUAUUUGAUUUUUGGAGAUAUUUCAAGUACACUGUGGCACCAACAAGUCUGGUUGUUAGCCCUGGACAGCAAACACUUUUAGGGUUAAAAACAGCUGUUGUACAGACUACUCCUCCACAUGAUCUGGCAGCAUCCCAAAUCCCUCCCUCUCCACCUUCUCCUUCAAUUCAGGGUCAGAGUGUAUUAAGUUAUAGCCCAUCUCGCUCACCCAGUACCAGCCCCAAGUUCACCACCAGCUGUAUAACUGGAUACAGCCCUCAGCUACAAGGUCUGUCAUCAGGUGGCAGUGGUUCUUAUAGCCCUGGAGUGACCUACUCACCCAUCAGUGGUUAUAACAAGUUGGCCAGCUAUAGUCCCUCUCCAUCUUCUCCAUACCCUACCACUGUUGGACCAGUGGAGAACAGUGGAUUGAGAUCUCGCUACCGUUCUUCACCCACCGUCUACAACUCCCCUACUGACAAAGAAGACUACAUGACAGACCUACGAACCUUGGAUACUUUUCUUAGAAGUGAAGAAGAGAAACAGCAUAGAGUUAAGCUGGGAAGCCCAGAUUCUACUUCACCUUCCACCAGUCCUACUUUCUGGAACUACAGUCGUUCUGUGGGGGAUUAUGCACAAACUUUAAAGAAGUUUCAGUAUCAGCUUGCCUGUAGGUCUCAGGCCCCAUGCGCUAACAAAGAUGAAGCUGAUCUCAGUUCUAAACAAGCUGCAGAGGAGGUCUGGGCAAGAGUGACUAUGAAUAGACAACUUCUUGAUCAUAUGGAUUCAUGGACAGCCAAGUUCAGAAAUUGGAUCAAUGAGACAAUAUUAGUGCCACUUGUACAAGAGAUUGAGUCUGUCAGCACACAAAUGAGGCGAAUGGGUUGUCCAGAGCUGCAAAUAGGAGAGGCUAGUAUUACUAGCUUGAAGCAGGCUGCUCUGGUCAAAGCUCCACUCAUUCCAACUCUAAAUACAAUCGUGCAGUAUCUAGACCUCACGCCAAAUCAGGAAUACUUGUUUGAAAGGAUCAAAGAACUUUCUCAAGGAGGCUGUAUGAGCUCAUUUCGAUGGAAUAGAGGUGGAGACUUCAAAGGCCGCAAGUGGGAUACAGACCUGCCCACUGAUUCUGCUAUCAUCAUGCAUGUGUUUUGUACCUACCUUGAUUCCAGACUACCUCCACAUCCUAAAUACCCUGAUGGAAAAACAUUUACUUCUCAGCACUUUGUUCAGACACCAAAUAAACCAGACGUGACAAAUGAGAAUGUUUUUUGCAUUUAUCAGAGUGCUAUCAACCCUCCCCAUUAUGAGCUAAUCUACCAGCGUCAUGUCUACAGUCUUCCAAAGGGCCGAAAUAAUAUGUUUCAUACAUUGUUAAUGUUCCUCUACAUCAUAAAGACCAAAGAGUCAGGAAUGCUUGGGAGAGUUAAUCUUGGUCUAUCCGGUGUGAAUAUUUUGUGGAUUUUUGGCGAGUAGUGGGUCAUUUAAUUCCAAACUUUUGGACUUUAUUUGACUGAAUCAGAAGUUGAAUCUAAGUAUCUCUGAGUCACGGCCUCUUCUGAAAUAAGAUACAUAUGUGUAUGUUACAGACUCUUUAGAUUUAACAAAAAAUUAGCUAUUAUGAAACUUCUUUGUAAAAGUAUGCCCUAUAUCUUCUACACCAAGAAACAUUACUUUAUCAUUUCAGAAAAAAACUGCAACCCUUCAGAUUUUUGUUGGCCAGAACAGUGCCGUUCCGCCUUAAUUGAGUCCUUCUUCAAUGUAACCCCCCAAAUGAGAAUCAUCUGCCUGAUUCCUCCCCACAAAAAUUGUUUUUUCAGUUGAGUUAUUUAGUAUAAAUAAUUUUUUUAAAAAAGCAAAUUGCUGGGCUUCCCUGGUGGCGCAGUGGUUGAGAAUCUGCCUGCCAAUGCAGGGGACACGGGUUCGAGCCCUGGUCUGGGAAGAUCCCACAUGCCGCGGAGCAACUGGGCCCGUGAGCCACAACUACUGAGCCUGAGCGUCUGGAGCCUCUGCUCCGCAACAAGAGAGGCCACGAUAGUGACAGGCCCGCGCACCGCGAUGAAGAGUGGCCCCCACUCGCCGCAACUGGAGAAAGCCCUCACACAGAAACGAAGACCCAACACAGCCAAAAAUAAACAUAAUAAAUAAAUAAUAAAUAAAAUUUUAAAAAAAAGCAAAUUGCUGGGCUUCCCUGGUGGCGCAGUGGUUGAGAAUCUGCCUGCUAAUGCAGGUGACACGGGUUUGAGCCCUGGUCUGGGAAGAUCCCACAUGCCGCAGAGCAACUAGGCCCGUGAGCCACAACUACCGAGCCUGCGCGUCUGGAGCCUGUGCUCCGCAACAAGAGGCCACGAUAGUGAGGCCCGCGCACCGCGAUGAAGAGUGGCCCCCACUUGCCGCAGCUAGAGUAAGCCCUUGCACAGAAACGAAGAUCCAACACAGCCAAAAAUAAAUAAAUUAAUUAAUUAAUAAUAAUUUUUAAAAAAAAGAACUUUGUAAGGUAGCAAUUUCUGUCUUUCCAAGGUAUCCUUUAAAAAAAAAAAAAAAAAGCAAAUUGCUUAUUUUUUUUUUAAUGUUUAUAUUACCCCAGUGUUCAACAAAUUAGCCCAAGGCCCAUAUUUUUAAAAAUGAGAUAAACUUUUAAAUAAUAGUUCAUGUGCAUUUAAAAAAUAUUACUGGAAGAGGUUUGACGGUAUUAAUGUUUAAAAAGUCAACUCUUGAUGAAGUUCACAGUCUUGAACAUGGUUUGAAAGAUGCUGCCUGAUCUUCCCUCUGCCCCCUCGCCCCUGCCUCCACUCCAGUCUUGCCUUGCCCCUCUCCUUCCGUGCCCCAGCCACACUGGCCCUCUCUCAGCUCUCAUCCCAGGGCCUCCAUGUACUCCCGCUGCCUGAGACACUCCGGCCCCACUCUUGGUCUAGCCAACCCUCCUCAGCACCCUUCUAGGCUCUGCCUAAAUAUUGCUUUCCCAGAGAAGCUCUCCCUCCCCUGACCCCUUCCAUUCCCACCUCCCGCAGAUCCCCUGACUGUUUUCUCUCUUGGUACCUUUCACCUUUGCUUCAUAUCACCGACCAUGGUUUGAAAUCACAUAGGCAUGUGCAUUUCUUUAUAUGUCUCUCUAAACCUGUGCUGUUCAAUACAGCAGCUACCUGAGGCUGUUAAGCACUUGAAACACGCCUAGCCCAAAUUGCGAUGCGCCAUAAGUGUAAAAUCACACUGGUUUCAAAGACUUGAUAGGAAUAAAAGACUGUAAACUAAAAAAUAAAUAACUAUAAAAAUAAAAAGUCAACUCUUGGAUUAAAUUUAGCUGAUAGAAUUAAACUAUUUAGGUCUUAGUUAAGAGGCUGAAGACAUCAAGAAAACAAUUGCCUUGGUUUUAAUAACUCAGUUUCACUGUUCCAUAAUAUUGUAUUGAGUUCCCUUCUUUAAGAUAUGAUAUCUUAUCUGUUUAAAUUUUUUAGAUAUGUUCAAAAUAUCUGGAAAGUAAGAAAUUACCAAGUUUGUAAGUUUUGCUUGACUCUCCAUCUUUAUUUUCUUACAUGUAUAUGUAGUAUAUCUAAGGCUAGUCAGCAAUUGCAUGUAUUUUCUGGGUUGACAUGUUACUAGAGAGUGCUUUACCUGGAAACAACUAAAACUAGUAUUUUCUCAGUAACUCCGUGUCAGUAUUACAUAUGCAGCUCAUUUUGUAUAAUUUGUAAAUCUUGUUCCUGUUUUUUAAAAGUCAGAUGUCCAAAGGAAAGGAAGUUUCUAUCUUUUAACUGCUUUUGAUGUAUGUAUGUUAAAUUUGUUUGUUAUGAUAAAAUACCAAUUAAACAUGUUAAAUAUAAGAACAUGU